Molecule: messenger RNA, 1569 nt
Organism: Arachis stenosperma
Lineage: Eukaryota; Viridiplantae; Streptophyta; Magnoliopsida; Fabales; Fabaceae
Product: hydroxyproline O-galactosyltransferase HPGT1
Exons: 12
Coding region: 161-1183 (340 amino acids)
Cellular component (GO): Golgi membrane
Molecular function (GO): hexosyltransferase activity
Source: RefSeq, a predicted model, not a curated record
GACGAGGAAGGAGAAGAGAAGUGGUGACGAAAGCUGCGGUUUUUGGGUUGGUUGCUUGACUUGUGUUUACAGUCAUUUACUUCGUCUCCUUUCUCUGCAACUAACUGCAGAGAGAGAGAGAGAGAGAGAGAGAGAGAUAUUGGAUCUGAGAUUGAAUUGAAUGCAGAGCAGCAGCAGGGGAUCAUCGAUGGCUUAUCCAUCGUUCCGCAUCCCUGCACUUCUCAUCUCCAUGUUCGCCACGUUCGCUUCCUUCUACGUCGCCGGAAGGUUAUGGCAGGACUCGCAGAACAGGGUUUAUCUCAUCAAACAGCUCGACAGGAUCACUGGCCAGGGACAAUCUGCGAUAUCAGUAGAAGAUACCUUGAAGAUCAUAACCUGCAGGGAACAGCACAAGAAGCUCGAUUCCCUUGAGAUGGAACUUGCUGCGGCUAGGCAAGAGGGUUUUGUUUCGAAGCGAUUGCUUGAGACCAAUGGGACUUACUCUGAGGGAAGGCCUUUGGUCAUGAUAGGUAUACUCACAACAUUUGGCCGCCAGAAGAAUAGAGACGCCAUUCGCAAUGCCUGGAUGGGAAGUGGUGCAGCUUUGAAGAAACUGGAGGAUGGAAAGGGCAUUGUUGCACGAUUUGUUAUUGGGAGAAGUGAAAAUCGUGGGAACAAUCAGGAUAAGGACAUUGAUCGUGAGAAUAGGCUGACUAAUGACUUCCUAAUUCUUGAUGAUCACGUGGAAUCAAACGAGGGGCUCCCAAAUAAGGCUAAAUUGUUUUUUGCUUAUGCUGCAGAUAAAUGGGAUGCUGAGUUUUUUGCUAAAGUAAAUGAUGAUGUUUAUGUAAAUAUUGAUGCCUUGGGUUCUACACUGGCAACUCAUUUGGACAAACCUCGUGUUUACAUGGGGUGCAUGAAAUCAGGAGAAGUUUUCUCUGAACCGAAACAUAGAUGGUAUGAACCAGAAUGGUGGAAAUUUGGCGACAAGAAAUCAUAUUUUCGUCAUGCAUCAGGAGAGAUGUAUGUCAUAUCACGAGCCUUGGCUAAAUUUGUAUCAAUAAACAGAUUUGUUCUCCGCACCUAUGCCCACGACGAUGUUAGUGCUGGAUCCUGGUUUAUUGGUCUUGAUGUGAAGCAUGUUGAUGAAUCAAAGUUUUGUUGCUCAUCUUGGUCAACAGGUGCUAUCUGUGCGGGUGUUUGAGGAGAUUCCAGUGCAUUGUGUGUGAAGAUUACCAAUGUAAUACAGAGCCACCAAUUGUUUAAAGGUUUGAUUUUCAGAGAUAUUUUAUCUCUACCGUGAGUUGAGUGAUUAUGGUAGACAUGUUUGUUGCAAAGUUGCUUCUAGAUUUGGAGUUUAUUGAGAAAAACAUUCAUUAACUAGUGGCAACGGUGGACUAAAAAAUGCACAUUCCCACCUAUCGGUUUCUUUGGUUCUGAAUUCAUUAUGGACAGAGAAAGAUAGUUUACUUCCGAAAGUAUUUAACUACUGUAUUCUAUAGGAGUGACAGCAUGAUAGCCGAUCAUUUUUUCUUGUGUUGUAAAUGACAAUGGCAUGGUAUUUGACUCCAGUUUUUCCUUUAUGAGUUA